This is a messenger RNA of Nerophis lumbriciformis (worm pipefish), 2007 nucleotides long. NCBI's taxonomy places the organism in Eukaryota, Metazoa, Chordata, Actinopteri, Syngnathiformes, Syngnathidae. The record is from RefSeq and is a predicted model, not a curated record.
AUGUCUGAUCUCUAUGUCAGCCAAGCCCAUCGUCUUGAGCACCAGGAGUCUUCUUGCGUCAAGGGGGAGGAGGACGAGUCGCCAUACAUCAAGGAGGAGGAAGAGUCCGUUCACAUUGAAGGUUUCAGAAAAUAUAUUGGUGCUGAGACAGAAUCGCUUGGCGUUAAAGAGGAUGUGGAGCUCCCCCAAAUUAAAGAGGGGGAGGAGCCUGAGCCCUGUCAACAGGAGGAGAGAGAAGAGCACCUUCCAAUCAAAAAGGAGGAGGAGGAGCUGCCACAUGGUAAAGAGGAGGUAGAGGAGGAGCAUAUCACCAGGUUGACUGGUGAACCCUUGAAGAGUGAAGAUGGUCCGAACAGAGAUGGCGCCAAGUCACACUUACCUUAUAAUGAUGAUGGUCAUAAGACAUCUCACGAUGACGACAAACUCUGCAAAUGCUCUCAGUGUGGGAAAACCUUUGCUACUAAGCAAAGUUGUCGUAGGCAUAUGAAGAUCCACACUGGUGAAAAACCUUAUGUCUGCUCAGUUUGUGGUCAAAGAUUGGCUCAAAAGCAAGACUUACAAAGUCACGAAAGAACCCACACUGGUGAAAAACCUUUUUCCUGCUCAGUUUGUGGAAAAGAAUUCUCUUCGAAGAGAGAACUAAAAAUUCACACAAGAACCCACACUGGAGAAAAACCUUUUUCCUGCUCAGUUUGUCAUCAAAGAUUCAGCCACAAGAACACCUUAAAACAACACACAAGAACCCACACUGGCGAAAAACCUUUUUCGUGCUGGAUUUGUGAUCAAAGAUUUGCUCGGAAGCAAUGCUUAAAACAACACACAAAAACCCACACUGGCGAAAAACCUUUUUCCUGCUCAGUUUGUGGUCAAAGAUUCACAGAAAACAAUAACAUGAAAAUACACGCAAGAAUCCACACUGGGGAAAAACCUUUUUCCUGCUCAGUUUGUGGAAAGAGUUUUGUUCGUAACGGAGACUUAACAAAACACACACGAAUCCACACUGGAGAAAAACCUUUUUCCUGCUCAGUUUGUGGAAAAUGUUUUAUUCGAUUUUCUCAACAGCAAUGCUUAAAACGACACACAACAACCCACACUGGCGAAAAACCUUUUUCCUGCUUCAUUUGUGGUCAAGGAUUCGCACAUAAAACAAACUUACAAACUCAUGAAAGAAUCCACACUGGUGAAAGACCUUUUUCCUGCUCUGUUUGUGGAAAAUGUUUUAUUCAGUCGGGAGACUUAACAAUACACACAAAAACCCACACUGGUGAAAAACCUUUUUCCUGCUCAGUUUGUGAUCAAAGAUUUGCUCAGAAGAAAAGCUUAAAACAACACACAAGAACCCACACUGGCGAAAAACCUUUUUCCUGCUCCAUUUGUGGUCAAGGAUUCGCACAUAAAACAACCUUAAAAACUCACGAAAGAAUCCACACUGGUGAAAAACCUUUUUCCUGCUCAGUUUGUGAACAAAGAUUUGCUCGGAAGCAAUCCUUAAAACAACACACAAGAACCCACACUGGUGAAAAACCCUUUUCCUGCUCCGUUUGUGGUCAAGCAUUCGCACAUAAAAAAACCUUACAAACUCACGAAAGAAUCCACACUGGUGAAAAACCUUUUUCCUGCUCUGUUUGUGGAAAAUGUUUUAUUCAGUCGGGAGACUUAAUAAUACACACAAAAACCCACACUGGUGAAAAACCUUUUUCCUGCUCAGUUUGUGAUCAAAGAUUUGCUCAGAAGCAAACCUUAAAAAAACACACAAGAACCCACACUGGCGAAAAACCUUUUCCCUGCUCCAUUUGUGGUCAAGGAUUCGCACAUAAAACAACCUUACAAACUCACGAAAGAAUCCACACUGGUGAAUGCAGACAGGUCCUAACGCAGGCGCAUGAAGGUCAGAAGGAGCAUCUGAAGGGCGCUGAAGGCUCCUCCUGUAGCUCACCAACGUCUUUCUCCAUCCUCAAUUUCUCACGCCUACUUCGUCUAGAAGAGCGGUCCACGUUGGUGGGUUGA